Messenger RNA from Macrosiphum euphorbiae (potato aphid), 243 nucleotides. The record is from the annotation of a GenBank genome assembly. Lineage: Eukaryota; Metazoa; Arthropoda; Insecta; Hemiptera; Aphididae.
AUGGCUGGUAGAGUGGUAGAACGAGAAAGUGGUGGCCGGGAUGAGCGCUGCCAUGGGGUAACCAAGGAAACACACGUCGAACACCAGUCGCCGCCACGGCUGGCCGGAGUCGAGAGUGCUGGACGGCUGUGCCGAACGCUAGCGGCGCCUAGACCGCCACACGUAGCGACAAGCACGGCGACCGGGUGGCCAGAUGUCGCUACUAUUCCGCGCGGUGGCACGUGUGUGCGGCCACCGGCGUAA